Molecule: messenger RNA, 1032 nt
Organism: Ostertagia ostertagi
Lineage: Eukaryota; Metazoa; Nematoda; Chromadorea; Rhabditida; Trichostrongylidae
Source: the annotation of a GenBank genome assembly
AUGGUAAUGGAGGUGGAUGAACCAGCAGGCACUUCCAUGGACACAUCUGAACCCCUCGAGCCAGCAAUAGAAUGGCGAUUUAGUCAGGUGAAAGGAAAUAUCGAAGGGGAUGACACCCACACCGAAGCUGAUGUUAUAUCAUGUGUGGAGUUUUCGCAUGACGGUGAAUACUUGGCAACCGGUGACAAAGGCGGGCGCGUUGUCAUUUUCCAAAGGGAUCAGAGCGGUAAAUAUGUGAACGGUGCGCGAUCGCGGGAAUACAACGUAUAUUCGACUUUUCAAUCACAUGAACCAGAAUUCGACUAUUUAAAAUCACUCGAGAUUGAGGAGAAGAUUAACCAAAUCAAAUGGUUGAAGAAGAAGAACGCUGCAAAUUUCAUACUCUCAACAAACGAUAAAACGGUGAAGUUAUGGAAGAUAAGCGAACGCGAGAGAAAAGUGGCCGAUGAUUCGUGGAAUAUUCGACGUGGACAAUUCGUUGGUAGCCUACAGAUUCCGAGCAUAGUGCCAAUGGAAUUGAUUGUGGAGGCCAGUCCACGAAGAGUGUAUGGAAAUGCUCACACAUAUCAUAUUAAUAGCAUUUCCGUCAACUCUGACCAGGAAACCUUCCUCUCCGCUGAUGACUUACGAAUUAAUUUAUGGCACCACGAGAUAACGAACGAGUCUUUUAAUAUUGUUGACAUAAAGCCAACAAAUAUGGAAGAGUUAACAGAGGUUAUAACUGCGGCUGAAUUCCAUCCUCAUCAAUGUAACUGGUUUGUAUACUCGUCGAGUAAGGGAUCUAUACGCCUUUGUGACAUGAGAGACCGGGCUCUAUGCGACGCUCAUGCGAAAAUAUUCGAAGAGGCAGAGGAUCCCAGCUCGAGGUCGUUCUUUUCGGAAAUUAUUGCUAGUGUCAGUGAUAUCAAGUUCUCACACAAUGGGCGGUAUCUUCUGACCAGAGAUUACUUGACAGUUAAGGUAUGGAUACUGAUUUUGGCCUUCGAUAUCUUUGACUUUUUGAUAUGUGUUUUUCAUGACCUCACAACGUAA